UGUUUGUAGAUGGCGGCCGGGGAGAAAGGGUUGAUCCUUCGAGGAAGGAAUUUAGUUUUGCAUCGACUAUGAAGAGUUUGGAGACAUCACAACACGACGAGAGUUCAAUGAACAUAUUAUAAACCACCAGGGAUGCAAUUUAAUGCAUCUAGAACGUCCAUGGUCUCUGAAGUUGGGCCUACGCUAACCUAAUUUUGCAGGCUGCCUGCUGGUGGUGUGAGUGGCCUGUCAAAUGGGGAAAUGUUUGUCAUGCUGUGAGGCUCCAGGACAGCCUGGUCCUGAUGCCCAGUUCGUUGACCCGCAAAGCGCCAUCUCAUCUUCACAGUCAAGGUCAUCCACAGGAUUUGUCUCCGAGUCCAAAGAGCUGAAACGUACAGCAGCAGCCACAGACACCAACUACGGAACUGGUCGACCACCGAUAGCGCCGUCAGACAAGAAAAUGUUCACGCAAUACCCUAAACUCCCUCCAAUUAAAAAACAAAGUAAUGGUGAUAGUAAACGAUUGUCACUCAUUUCUAAGGAUUUUCAAGAAUCAAAGGUUAUAGCCAUGUUUGACAUGUAUAAAGAUGCAGAAGGUGAUGAUGUCAUUUUGGCAGAGGGUGUGGAGAAAUUCUGUGAAGAUCUGGAUGUGAAGCCAGAAGAAUAUAUUGUCCUUGUCAUUGCUUGGAAGUUCCAGGCUGAUCAAAUGUGUCGUUUUACCCGUGAUGAAUUUAUUAAUGGUUGUAGGAAUCUCAAAUGUGACUCUCUGAAGAGCAUCCGAUCCAAGUUCCCAGAACUUCUUUCGGAAGUGGAGAACAAACAGUCCUUCAAGGACCUUUAUCGCUGGACGUACAAAUUUGGCCUUGAUUCUGACACAGGUCAGAGGACUUUGCAGACUGAGAUGGCCAUGAGCUUGUGGAAGCUGGUGUUCUCUCAGCAUGAGCCACUGCUUCUUGAUCAUUGGCUUGAAUUCCUCUCCAAACAUCAGAAUAUUCGAGGCAUUCCAAGAGAUACGUGGGACAUGUUCUUGAACUUCACCGAGCAGGUGGGUGAGGAUCUGACCACUUAUGACGACACAGAGGCGUGGCCAAGUCUGUUUGAUGAUUUUGUUGAGUUUGAGAAUGAUCGUCAGAAUCAAAAUGUUAUGACUGACUGAUGUUCGAUGUUCUGUGAUUAUAUGAGUGCUUCUGUGUAGUAAUAGUGAUAUAACUGUGUUUCUAUCUGGUUGUUCGGGAAAUGGCCGUGUGUGUUGGUUAUGUAAGCUAGUGUUUUCAUCUCGAGAAAUUAUUUCCCUUCUUCAAAUUCUUGAUAGCAGAAGAAAUUUACCAUGACGGUAUGAAUGUGGGCUUGAACUGUUUAUCAAAUUUCAGGAAUGUUGGUGAUUGGAGAAAAUUGAUAACGUGACCUUUUUCAUGGAAACCCCCCAGUUUCACCAUAAGGCCUUUACUCUUGUCUCACUUAACACUAACUAUAUGUGUUCAUCAGAUCAUGCUCAUACCCAACGUCCCACUGGUGGCCUGUUAGCUUUCACUGUCAUCACUUUCAUGUUCAUGCAUCGCUUGUACAGGUGUCCUCAUCCUUCAUCGUCGUCGUCGGAAACAGUUCACUGUGUGCAUGCACAUAAACGGUUUAUAGACUAGAAGUGAUUUCUGCAGUUUCGUAACAGAAUGGAAGAACAGACUGGAUCAUCCAGUAUAUUCUCCACUACUCAAAAGACUUUAAGGAUUACUCCUUUGCUUGCAUUCAGUCAUGACACAACAAAUUAACUCUAGUGAAAUCAAAGAUUCUUUCAGUGGUCCUUAACGUUUGUGAGCUAUAAUAUUAUAAAUACCCCACAAAGAUUUGCUGUCUCGGUUCUUUGUUGCAUGAUUCAAACGGCAUGAUGUUAAAAUUUGCUGUCCAAUCACCUUUGUUUGUUACACUGAGAAAUUCUGAAGUUAGAGAUUGGAGUGAUCAAGUUAGGGAUAUCAUUUCUGAAAUGGAAAGUUAAGACUGUGAAUGGACCAAGAAUAUUUUUCAAAUCAACUGGACAUAUAAUACACUGGAUAACGGAAAAUAUCUUGAAGUAAAUUCACAACCAAAUGUUAUCAUGAUUGUGUGGAAUAAAUAUCAAAUGAGGUUACAGAUAUUCACAAUGACAGUGAUGAAAGCAGAUAUAUAUACUUGUUUCUUUUAUCCAAGAAAGCCGUUAGAAUGAAAGGGUGGGUAUGAAUAGAAGUGUAAAUGAUCAGUUGGAAUAGCAUCUUGCUGUUGCAAACACUGGUUUCUUAUUGUUAAUAGGCCUCAGUAAGAGUAAACUUGAUCUGUUGUCCUUAGGCCUUGGCUUACACAUGACUUGUAACUCUCUUGUCAUCAACAACAAAGGCCUGUCAGUUUUCAUCUACAUAUGUAGUGGUGAUGUUAAUGGGCUUCGUUAAAUUUCACAUUAUGUAAUUGUUGUAAUGAAGAAAACCAAAGUUUGGAGUUACCAUGAAACUUUCACCACCUCUUACUCUUGAAUAAAGCCAGAAUUCAGAAUUGGCUCCAUUAAAAGUGUCCAAAUUUCCCCAGUCUGAUUCUCAUUGCCUUGGUCACUUGUAGAAAUGUUACAGGUCAUUUUGUUUUGGAUAUGUUUGUUUUCUUUCGCAAUAUGUGCAGUUUCAUUCCCAGGCACAGUUUUAGAAAUAUGAAGGGAAAGGGCGGGAUCCUUUUCAAUACCUUCAGACCUCAGUAAAAUAGUAAGUAGAUAUUUGCAUUAGUGGAUGAUGAUAAUUACUGUCUUAGCAUAUUUAUAGUUGUAAUGUGUUCUGGCAGUAUGUAGUUAUCUCUAAAUUGAUUUCUGGAUUUUGUUGAAGCCAGAGAGGAAUGAGCUUGUCUUCAUGUUGUACUUGCCAAGUUUGGAAGGAGGGUUUAUAUAUAUCUUAUAAAACAGUUCAAAAUGUAUGAGAGGAUUACUCCUGUGGGGCACAAAGUAGAAGCAGCUGAUUGUGGAGUUAACUUCAGUUUCCUACUUGUUAACUGGUAUCAUCAUCAUGCUGUGACGAUAUGGCAGCCUUUGUCAUAAUAGUCAUAUAGUUUUGAUAACUGCACCACAUUUGUGAACAUACAGAACAGUGCAGAAAAUAUGUAUUUUUUGUUGUUGUUGCUUUUAUCAUGUUAAUUUGAUUUAAAUUAUUAAGAAGCUCACCGGAACAUAGGCCCUGUAGCUGCUCAUCAUGGCUUGUGAACUUAUGUGAACCUUGCUUAUGACCAACUGCUGUAAAACACCACCAUGGACCAUGUUGAAAUCUGUCAGCGUGUUAAGAUGAAGAUAUGUUGUUGCUGUGAACAGUUACAACAGAUGGAAAGUCCUCAAUGUCAAGGCACUAGUGGUGGUCCGAUUAAUUGAAAUAAUUGAAGAUUGGUCGCAGUGACUAAGCGACCAAGCAAUCGAACAUGUUUUCUCAUAAUCGAACACAAACAAUUCUGGAACACUUGUUGCAUUAACAAUGUCUUUCACACGGUUGGUUUUGUCUGUUACAUUUCAUGAGGACAACAAGCUCGUCCAAGUCAUGAUGGAAUUUAUCUUAAAGACCCCCAAGAAAUUUAUGUUCCUAACAUACUAGUCAUCCUUUAAAGAUAAGCAAUUU
Molecule: messenger RNA, 3587 nt
Organism: Haliotis rubra (blacklip abalone)
Lineage: Eukaryota; Metazoa; Mollusca; Gastropoda; Lepetellida; Haliotidae
Product: DCN1-like protein 3
Exons: 2
Coding region: 233-1135 (300 amino acids)
Biological process (GO): protein neddylation; positive regulation of ubiquitin-protein transferase activity
Cellular component (GO): ubiquitin ligase complex
Molecular function (GO): ubiquitin-like protein binding; cullin family protein binding; ubiquitin conjugating enzyme binding
Source: RefSeq, a predicted model, not a curated record